AUGUUGGUGUGCGCGCAUCAACUCCGAUGGUUCGCCUUGCUGGCCAUCUUGGGAUGCGCCCUUCCCGAAUCCUGCUCGCAGCGCAGGGGGGCGGUUCCACGGCCCAACAAGGAGGGGAGGCUGGGGUUCGAGGAGAUCGUCUUCAAGAAAGUCUACUCGCGUGCUGACACGCCGAAAACUCCUUCCAAGUCGAACAGAACUCGACUCGCCCGAACUCCCAGGGGGCGCGGGAAGCGCGAGGAAGCGUCGGAGGCGUCGGGGAGGGAGACGACCCUGGAGGCAGUGAAGCCUGCGGCUGCAGCUUCCAACGCCUCCUCCAAGACAGGAAGCAGGACCGUCAAGUUUGUGAACGUGUCCAAGGGAUCGCGUUCGCACGGGGCGUCAGCCAGGAAGGCGAAGAAAGAGUCGAAGCGCCUUCGGUCGGAGAACAGCCAGAUGAACUCGGAAUCAAACCUGAUGCUCAGUGAGGCAGAGACAGACUACAAGUCAGAGUUCACCGACGUCGAAGACAGUCAACAAGUGUACGACAGCUGCAGAGACCCUGAAGUUGACAGGAUCUUUCCGCCCCUACACAACCAGACAGGCGGGGCGAAGGGCAUCAGCGUGAAGUGGGAUGUACCAAACUCCACCAUCAUGCAAGAUGACACGAUGAAUCAUGAAGGUAGCGAAGGAGUCGAUGAUGGCUCCUUUGCUCCUUCCACCGCAGAUCCCAGCGAUGACGAGCUGGUUUCGAAUGCUCCUGGCUUAGACGAAGAGUGCCCGCAGGAAGAAGUGCCAUCGCAACCAUCAGGGCUGACGAGGAUGGGACUUGGGAUCUUACGUUUGAUUCGAACAUCUGUUCUAGGAGAGUUGUCACCCAUCAAGGAAGCUAAAGCAGAGAACGUGAACGACAGCCAUGCUACGAUCAAGGUGUUUGUCUCCAGACCGAGCGAGGAUUCGCCCCAUGCCUUGUCGCCUUUGAUGCCGAGUCAACAGUUGGGGCCGGAGAACGUGACAAAGAACCAGUUCGCGCUGCCAACUGUUGGAGGAUUGUUCCACAACAUCGUGUCCUACCUGGCAAAGAACAACACUGAAAGUCGAAAACAGCUUGUCGUUCAUGAGACUGCAAGGGGAGCGCAAGAGAAGAAAAUUGUAGAGAAGGUUGAGUUGGAGGAACCAUCCUACAUCACUGUCAAGAUCAAAGACGAAUGCAAGGAUGACAAGGAACCCUCUGAGCUGAAAAUCUUUCCGAUCCGUGAGAAUAAGGCUGCUCGAACAAAGCGGAAUGUGAAGUGCGUAGUGGACGAAGGGGUUCCAGGCACACCAUUCGGAUCGAAAAUCGUCCGCGUAGUGGGCGUGAGACCGACUACCUACAGACUGUACCAAGAUAACGAGGAUCGUCGCAGGGAAUCCGAGAGAGAGAAUGAGAGAAAGCAAGCUUUCAAGAUGUUCGGAGGGAUUUCCAAGAAGGCACGAUUCUCGAAGCCGAAGAAGACCGGCAUCUCGUGGUUUUGGGGGUCGCAAACCCAAGACAAGGCGGCAAAGAGCAAGUACAACUACUCCAACAUGCUCAAAGGAAGCAUCAGAUCCAGCAGCAAUGCCAAGAGAGGAGCUGUCUACAAUAGCAAGAUAUGGGAGAGGCCUCAAUCGGCUGUGAAUAUGUCGCCUGUUGGGAGCUCCUUCAAGCAACAAGUGUUGGAGGCUCAGGACACUUUGGGUUUCAACCCUCUCAUGUCACAAGCCAAGGAACUUCCGGUUGGAAGUGCGCGGGAGUCUCUCAAGAAAGGCUCAAGUUUCUUGAACGAGUCUCCAGGAGCAGAGUCAAAGCUGCUGGGGCAGAACAAGAUAGCGAGGGCGGAGAUGCUUGGUUUCUAG
Guillardia theta CCMP2712 is the source of this 1854-nucleotide messenger RNA. RefSeq lists its product as hypothetical. The transcript is spliced from 13 exons. The record is from RefSeq and is a predicted model, not a curated record. Lineage: Eukaryota; Cryptophyceae; Pyrenomonadales; Geminigeraceae. The coding region runs from base 1 to 1854 and encodes 617 amino acids.